AUGGCUUCCCCUUCUGAGGAGACCUCCAAAACCGAGCCGCAGAACUAUGUGGCAGUGCAGACACCUCGGUCGUCGCACCAAAUGCCCGAACAAAACUCGACGCAGGUCAAACAAGUAUCCUUGCUAGAGCUUUUCUCCUUUACAGACACAGCCGACAAACUGCUCAUGCUAUUGGGUACUCUCGGAGCCUUUGGUGCUGGUGUCCUGAGACCCAUUCUGGUCCUCCUGUACGGAGACAUCAUCAACGAUUUUGGUGAGGCCGGUGAAGGCGAGACGCCCACCCUCACCAUGUCCAGUGUCCGCACCGCAUCCCUCAAUUUCGCGAUCGUAGGUAUCGUCGGCUUUAUCGCCGCAUACCUGCAAGUCUACUGCUGGUCUCUCACGGCGUCACGUCAGUCCAAGCGCAUCCGUAGCCUCUACUUGUCGUCGCGCGUGGCCGACGCUACCAUCGCUAUCCAGGACGGCAUGGGCGCCAAGAUGAGCGACCUGUUACACUUCACCUCCACCAUCGUAUCGGGCAUCGCCAUCGCCAUGGCCAAGGGCUGGGAGCUUACACUGAUCCUGAUGGCCGUGGUGCCGUUCGUGACCGUGAGCGGUAUGAUGGCCAAGAAGGUGACCGUCGCCGCCAGCAACCGCAGCAUCCACUCGUACGCGCAGGCCGGCGCCGUAGCGCAGGAGUCGCUCAGCAACAUCCGCACGGUGCACAUGUUUAACUCCGUCGAGUACUUUAUUGAGAAGUACAGGCGAGCGCUUGAGGGAGCAACACUCGCUGGAAUCAAGAAGGAGUUUGCUGCUGGGUGGGGUACUGGACUUAUGAACAUGGUGCAGUUCCUCAUGUACGCGCUCGGCUUCUUCCUCGGUGCCGUGUUUGUGGCACGCGAUCAGCUGGACGGCAAUACGUGCAGUGGCUCAAGCUGCUACGACGCCGGACGAAUUAUGACAGUCUUCUUCUCCGCCACGAAGGGAACUUUGGCAAUUAGUCAGGCUGGCCCCAGUCUCCAGGCGGUCUACUCCGCAUGUGCUGCCGCUUUCGAUGUCUUUGAAGUGAUCAAGCGACCGUCGCUGAUCGAGCCCACCAACGACGACCAAGGCAAGAAACUCGAUCACGUUUCCGGAGAUAUCGACAUCGACAACGUGCAGUUCGCGUACCCAUCUCGUCCCGAAGUGGAGGUGUGCCGCGGAUACUCGCUCAAGAUCAAGGCUGGCGAGAAGGUGGCGCUGGUCGGUCCGAGUGGCAGUGGCAAGAGCACUGUGAUCUCGUUGCUGGAGCGCUUCUACGACCCGCUCGACGGCUCUGUCAAGAUCGACGGUGAGGACGUCCGCUCACUGAACGUGAAGUGGUUGCGACAGCAGAUCGGUCUGGUUGGGCAGGAGCCCGUACUGUUCGCGACGUCCAUCAUGGAGAAUAUUCGACACGGCCGGUCGGGCGCGUCGGAUAGUGAAGUCGUGGAAGCUGCCAAGAUGGCGAACGCGUUCAACUUCAUCAUGGAGUUUCCGGAGGGGUUUGCGACGGAAGUGGGCGAGCGAGGCGCUCAGUUGUCGGGAGGCCAGAAGCAGCGCAUUGCCAUCGCACGCGCUAUCAUUAAGAAUCCCCCGAUUCUGCUGCUGGACGAGGCGACGAGUGCGCUGGACACGGAGAGUGAGCGGAUCGUGCAGGCGUCUCUGGAUCGGUUGGUGGCGGGGUCGAACCGCACGACGAUCAUCGUGGCGCACCGCCUGUCGACGAUCCGGGAUGCCGACCGUAUUGCCGUGCACAGUGGCGGUCAGAUCGUGGAGCUCGGUUCUCAUGACGAGUUGCUGCGUAUCCCGAAUGGCCACUACCGUCUUCUGUUGGAAGCUCAGUCGUAUGCAACGUCUGAAGAGAAGAGCGAAUUAAGCGAGAACGAGCGUGGGGUGGGUCGAACGGAGGUAAAUCAUCACGAAGGCAUGCAGCUUGAAUGUUCUUGGGCGUCGAGCAAGUCCGGUGUGCUGGAUAUUGGUACCUACAACACAAGCAAAACCAACGACAACGACAGUGACGAUGAAGCCAUCCCGAAAGUUUCAUCGUUGCGCAUCUGGAAAAUGGGUCUGCCAGAAUGGAAGUUCAUUGCCAUGGGUGGAGCGUCUUCGGUAUUUAAAGGAUCCGUAUACCCAUUAUCUGGUAUGUUCAUCGCCAAGAUCAUUCAUUUGUACUUCGAGCUUCAGAAGACGAAACGCGAGAUGCUUCACGACAUGCGCUACUAUUCAUUAGCUCUCGGCUGCAUCGCGGUCGUGUGUUGCACGUCUUUCACGCUAACCGAGUACUGGUUUGGUAUCGCUUCAAGUCGAUUGAUCAGCCGGGUCCGUCUCGCGACAUACAGCGGUAUGCUGCACCAGGAAGUGGGCUGGUUUGACCUCAAAGAAAACGCGUCGGGCACUCUUGUGUCUCAACUGACAGCCGAUUCCGCGAUUCUCCAGUCAAUUACAUCGGACUUUCUCAACCGAAGUCUUAUGAUCGUCACGACCUUCACCGUCAUAUUCGUGAUAUCCUUCUCGUACAGUUGGGAAAUGACCCUCAUUAUGCUCGCUAUUACUCCCUUCCUGGUUGGCGCCAAUUUAGUGCGUGUGAAACAAAUGGCAGGACAAAUGAACGCAAAGAAAAACAACGACGCCGACGCCGCCGCGGGGUUCCUUCUUUCUGAGACCGUCGAUUCGAUUCGCACCGUCGCAUCAUUUGGCAUGGAAAAGUCCGUGACUGCUCGGUACACGUCGUUCCUGAACGUCUCCAAUGAUCUAGACAAGAAGCUAAGUGUAUCUGGAGGUGCUUCAUUUGGACUGUCCCAAGGUAUGAUCUUCUGGGUCUUGGCGUUCGUCUUCUACAUUGGCGGGAUUUUAGUCUCGCACGGAACGAUCAGCUUUGAGGACCUUUUCGUUGUUCUCGUAGUCUUCAUGAUGGGAUCCUUCAGUGUUAGCAUGGCUUCGCAAGGAUCCGUGGAUGGCGAGAAGGCGAAGCGAGCCGCAGCCAACGUGUUCAAAAUCAUCGACCGCGUGCCGAAGAUCGACGCCACGUCCACUGCAGGGACCGUGCUGCCUAGUGUCCAAGGCAACAUUGACUUCAAGGACCUCGCGUUCGCGUACCCGUCGCGGCCGGACGCCGUCAUCUACCAAGGCUACAAUCUGUCUGUUCGACGUGGGCAGACGGUGGCUUUGGUGGGCGCGAGCGGUAGCGGCAAGAGUACGGCUAUCGCACUAUUGGAGCGCUUCUACGACCCGUCGUCGGGCAUGGUGACGCUGGACGGCCACGACGUGCGUAGCCUGAGUUUGCCAUGGUUACGCGAUCGCAUCUCGUUAGUGAGCCAGGAGCCCGUACUGUUCUCGGGCACGAUCGCGGAGAAUAUCGCUCUGGGCAAACCUGGUGCGAGUCGUGCAGAGGUGGAGGCGGCGGCAAAGAGUGCCAACGCCUUCGACUUCAUCUCGAACUUCCCACUGGGCUUCGACACGGAGGUGGGCGACCGCGGCGCACAGGUGUCGGGUGGCCAGAAGCAACGCAUCGCCAUCGCGCGCGCCAUUCUGCGCGACCCGGACGUGUUACUUCUGGACGAGGCGACGAGUGCACUGGACAACGAGAGCGAACACAUUGUGCAGGCGUCGCUGGACGCUCUGGUGGUCCAGAAGCAGCGCACGACGAUUGUGGUGGCUCACCGUUUGUCGACGAUUCGGAAGGCGGAUAUGAUCGCGGUGACGCGUGAUGGCUCGAUCGUGGAGCUGGGUAGUCACGAGGAGCUGAUGCGGUUGCCGGGAGGUGAGUAUCGAGGUAUGGUGGAGCAGCAGGCUGGCACAGUAGCUUAACAAGAAUGGUUGGGCUGGGCAACGUACUAUGUACCGGCAGAGUAGAACAAUAGUGAUGACGCGGAGUGGAUAAUAAAGCUGAGCUCAUGUGGGCUCAACUAAAGCAUUGGGUGCAGGGUA
Phytophthora nicotianae INRA-310 is the source of this 3927-nucleotide messenger RNA. RefSeq lists its product as hypothetical. The record is from RefSeq and is a predicted model, not a curated record. Gene Ontology annotation, biological process: transmembrane transport. Gene Ontology annotation, molecular function: ATP hydrolysis activity; ABC-type transporter activity; ATP binding. NCBI's taxonomy places the organism in Eukaryota, Oomycota, Peronosporomycetes, Peronosporales, Peronosporaceae. The transcript has 2 exons. Gene Ontology annotation, cellular component: membrane. Bases 1 to 3807 code for a protein of 1268 amino acids.